AUGUCAAUGCUCAUGUCACUACCAAACUCCGCGGCAGCUCCUCCUCGCAGAUGCUACUCGGGUACCAGUAGUGCAUAUGCUAACCCUGAUGAGGACUGGACCAAGAUCUCUAACACUACUGAGCGCCGGCGGAUACAGAACCGCAUUGCUCAGCGUAACUACCGCAAGAAGCUCAAGCGACGCCUCGAGGACCUUCAGCGCCGUGCUAGCUCUGCUGACCCUUCCGGGCCUAAUAAGCAGGCCCAGGAGACCACCGAGUCAAAGCGAUCCUUCGAGUCCCAGAAGUCGCAGCCCGCUAACUCCGCCAAGCCAGUCAUCUCUCAGAGCCAGUUCAUGCCUCCUAGGGAUCCGACUGACAAUCUAUUCUUCACCGGAAGCCCCGACGACCAGUCUCGCUCAUACAGCGUUUCCCAGUUCACAUACUCAACAAAUCCGGUUACUGAUCACAACUUUAUCACUCCCUUCGAUUCCCCUCAGACCUAUGCAGCUAUAGCUACUACCGACGCCCAGCCUAAUUACCUAAAUACUUCCGUCACGCCUAUAAUACCUUCUCCCAGAAUGCUAUUUAGCAAUAUGACUGAGCAGGAGCCAUACACCAGCGACACUGAACUGACCCCUUAUACGACUUAUGGCUAUAUGUCGCCUAUGGACUUCAACGCUCCAAGCCCCUACGACCAGUCUAACCCUCAUGUGAGUUGUGCCACUCAACGCCUCGCAGGGUAA
This is a messenger RNA of Fusarium oxysporum Fo47, 723 nucleotides long. RefSeq names its product bZIP transcription factor. The record is from RefSeq and is a predicted model, not a curated record. The transcript is spliced from 2 exons. Gene Ontology annotation, biological process: regulation of DNA-templated transcription. The coding region runs from base 1 to 723 and encodes 240 amino acids. NCBI's taxonomy places the organism in Eukaryota, Fungi, Ascomycota, Sordariomycetes, Hypocreales, Nectriaceae. Gene Ontology annotation, molecular function: DNA-binding transcription factor activity.